Messenger RNA from Toxotes jaculatrix (banded archerfish), 2755 nucleotides. RefSeq names its product apoptosis inducing factor mitochondria associated 4 (gene aifm4). Gene Ontology annotation, cellular component: cytoplasm. The coding region runs from base 145 to 1761 and encodes 538 amino acids. The record is from RefSeq and is a predicted model, not a curated record. NCBI's taxonomy places the organism in Eukaryota, Metazoa, Chordata, Actinopteri, Toxotidae. Gene Ontology annotation, molecular function: flavin adenine dinucleotide binding; oxidoreductase activity, acting on NAD(P)H; 2 iron, 2 sulfur cluster binding. The transcript is spliced from 19 exons.
CACGCGGGCGGUUCUCCCGCAAGCGCUCGUGCUCGGUCGACCUACACUUGUCUUUCUGCGGAAAAGGCUCCAGCAGAUCAGUUUAUAACGACAGAUGUGAUGGUUCCUUUUGAUCGCUCAUAGGUGGAAGAAAACAGUUACAGUAUGAAUCGGUGCCAAGAAUCAGGUCAAAGUGAAGAGCAGGAGGAGGUGACUGGACUGGUUUGUCAGGAGGAUGACCUGAAAGAUGGGCAGAUGAAGGAAGUAACUGUAGGGGACCAGAAGGUGUUGCUGGUCCGUACCCACGGUCAGUACAGUGCUGUUGGAAGCCAGUGUUCACAUUACAAUGCUCCUCUUGUUAAAGGAGCACUGGUUGGUGACAGAGUCAGAUGUCCCUUUCACGGUGCUUGUUUUAAUGUCAGAACUGGAGAUAUUGAAGAGUAUCCAGGUCUGGACUCUCUGCCCAGCUAUAAGGUCAAAGUUGAGGAUGGCAAGGUGUACGUUUCCAUCAACAAAAAAAUUCUUAAGCAGACCAAACGAGUGAAGGAGAUGUGCAGCUUGGUGCCAGACAUCAAACAUACUAUUGUGCUCAUAGGAGGGGGUCCCGCUUCCCUGGUUUGUGCUGAGACGCUGAGACAGAACUGCUACCAAGGUCGAAUCAUCAUGAUCACCAAAGACACUCUUCCUCCGUUUGACAAACCCAAACUGAGUAAGGCUAUGAAUGUGGACAGCAGCAGCAUCCUCCUCCGGUCAAGUGACUUUUAUCAACAAUAUGGAAUAGAAGUGUGGACACAGAAGGAGGUUGUGUCAGUAAACUCCGCGGUGAAGACGGUGAAGUUGAGUGAUGGCAUUUUGCAGCAUUACGACAAGCUCCUCAUCUCAACUGGCUGUCGAGCGCGGCCGCUCAGCUGUCCUGGCUCUGACCUGCAGGGAGUAAAGUUACUGGAGAGUUAUGAAGAUGCCAAAGAGAUUCACAACUCCUGUCUUGGACAGAAGGCUGUUGUCAUCGGAGCUUCCUUCAUAGGUAUGGAGGUGGCGUCCUUCUUGUCGGACAAAGCAGCCAGUGUGACCAUGGUUGGCUCUGGCAGGUACCCAUAUGAGCGGUCUCUGGGCCCGGAGAUCGGCAAAAUGACGAUGCAAAUGUUGGAGGAACGAAAUGUGAAGUUUCACAUGAAUGACAGAGUCGCUGAGAUUAAAGGGGAGAACGGCAAGGUGAAGGAGGUAGUGCUAAACAGUGGCACGGUCCUGGAAGCUGAUGUUGUGAUUGCUGGAAUUGGUGUGAUCCCCAAUUCAGACUUCCUGGCAGGAAGUGAGGUAGAGGUGGAUUCAAAGAAAGCUGUGAUUGUUGACAAGUUCAUGCGGACCAAUAUAACAGAUAUUUUUAGCGCUGGAGAUGUUACCUCCUUCCCUCUGGCCAUUCGUGGAGACCAAAGGGUCAACAUCGGUCACUGGCAAAUGUCACAAGCUCAAGGAAGAGUAGCUGCCCUGAACAUGCUACAGAAACCAACCAAAAUUGAGUCUGUUCCUUUCUUCUGGACCGUGUUACUUGGGAAGAGUAUUAGAUACACAGGCUAUAGUGAAGGAUACACAGAAAUUAUAUUCAAAGGCAAAGUGGAAGAGAGGAAAUUCUUGGCUUUUUACAUAAAGGAUGAGGUGGUGGUAGCUGCGGCCAGCCUGAUGUUCGAUCCUGCUGUGGCUCGUCUCGCAGAGCUGAUGGCCAAUGGCCAGGUUUUAAAAAGGGCACAGGCUCAAGCUGAUGACCUGAGUUGGCUGCAGAUGUGACCAGAGAUCAGGAGAGGAGUAACACCUCUCAGUGACGGUGGAUGUCGCCUCUCUUUUCUGUGCUCCUCUCUCCAUCAAAUAGUGCCAAACUGGAUUGCUCCAUUUACUGCCUCAGGCCUCUUGAAAGUCAAUCCGAGCUCUUCUCUGCUCUUACACAGAGCACUGUUACCAUAGCAGCAAGCACAGCGUUAUCGAAUUUCCACUUUGUGCACACGGUGAAUAAUCUGAUCUAUGUGUGAUGAGCAUAGCCUGAAAAUGACCAAACAGACAAACAGCAGUUUCAGCUGUAUUUUUAUUCUGAGUUUUGACCAUAGCUAGUGAUGUGUAGACCAUCACAAUUUAUGAUUAAUGUCAACGAUACAACAUAAUUAUACCCAAAUGUUUUUGUUAACUUUAAAUUUUAAGAUCCCAGCACUAAUAUUACUUCACAGUACAGCAAUAGUGAAGUAACAAUAAUUUUAUCCAUUUAAAAUGCACACUCCAUUCAACAUGGCUAAAGAGUUACAGAAUAUUUAGAAGUAACUCCUUUAAAGACUAAAAUGCAAACAUAUGAAUAUGAACAUGAUGAUAAUUAACAGUUCAUUAACUUUUUUUACUUUCAUGUUUGAGACUUUGUAAUGCCUUAAACUGUUAUACUGUAUAAAUGUUUACAGCAGAGACUUAUUGUUUAGUCUUCUUCCUGUACUGUAAGACUCAAAGUGAUGCGAUUUCAGUAUCUGAUUUUGAAAUUAAAUUUGGACAUAUUGAGAGCAGGUAGGAAAGCACUUUGUAGCGUCUUAAAGACCUUUUAGUUACUUAGAAAAUAGAAUCUGAAUGCUUUGUGGUACAAAAGUGAUGCUCAGGUAUUAAAUUGAUUUAAGUUGGGGGUUUCAGCAGCACUGAUUAUUCAUAUCAUAUUAUAUUAACUGUUGGAAGCAUGGGGAUGUGUUUUCUCAAUUUUUUUUUUAUUGCAGUUUGUGUUAUACUCACUACAAUAAACCACUGCUUAUCUAUA